This is a messenger RNA of Peromyscus californicus insignis, 3753 nucleotides long. RefSeq names its product tripartite motif-containing protein 30A-like. NCBI's taxonomy places the organism in Eukaryota, Metazoa, Chordata, Mammalia, Rodentia, Cricetidae. Gene Ontology annotation, molecular function: zinc ion binding; protein binding. The record is from RefSeq and is a predicted model, not a curated record. Bases 244 to 1851 code for a protein of 535 amino acids. The transcript has 8 exons.
UUAACUUUCAUUUCUCUCCUGAUUCACCAGAGGUCAGACUUAGAGACUGAAUCCUCAGGACGUUUAUUCUGGUCUCCAUUCGCUCCCAUCCACAGAUUCAGGAUCUCUUGGUUGGUGUCUGAAGGUGUUGAGAGCAAUUUAGAGGGCAGAGUUUGGAGGAAUUGAAAAGAAAACACCCUUCGUUUUGGUACCUGAGAAGAAGUGUCAGGAGUCAGGACAGACAGACAGAGGAUCACAGCAACAAUGGCCUCAUCAGUCCUGGGCAUGAUCAAGGAGGAGGUGACCUGUCCCAUCUGCCUGGAGCUCCUGAAGGAACCUGUAAAUGCCGAUUGUGGUCACAGCUUCUGCAGAGCCUGCAUCACACUGAACUAUGAGUCCAGCAAAGGCAAAGAAGGGGAGGGCAUCUGCCCUGUGUGCCGAGUGAGUUACCUGUUUGGGAAUCUGAGGCCUAAUCGACAACUGGCCAACAUAGUGGAGAGGCUAACAGGGAUCAAGUCCAGCCCGGAGGAGGAGCAGAAGGUGAAUGUCUGUGCACAACAUGGAGAGAAACUCCAGCUCUUCUGUGAGAAGGACAUGGUGGCCAUCUGCUGGCUUUGUGAGCGAUCUCAGGAGCACCGUGGUCACCAAACAGCUCUUAUUGAAGAGGUGGCCGAAGAGUACAAGGGGAAGCUCCAGGCAGCUCUGCAGGAACAGAUGACAAAUGAGAAAAGAUGUGAUGAAUGGGAAGAUGACCUUCAACAGGAGAGAACUUUCUGGGAGAACCAAAUACAGGGUGAUGUAGAAAAAGUUCAGAUGGAGUUUAAAGGACUUCGGGAAUUCCUGGACUCCAAGGAGAAGAAUGAGCUGCAGAAGCUGAAGCAGGAGGAGGAAGACAUUAUGAACAGCCUGGCAGAGUCUCAAAGUGAGUUGGUGAAGCAGACAAAGUCAGUGAGAGACCUCAUCUCAGAUGUGGAGCAUCAGUUGCAGUGCUCAACCAUGGAAAUGCUGCAGGGUGUGAAUUCUGUCCUAACAAGGAGUCAGACCUUAAGACUGAAACGGCCUGAUAUGGUCCCGAGAAAACAGAGAAUGAUCUUCCGAGCUCCAGAUCUGAAUGGCAUGCUGCAAGUGUUUCAAGGGCUCAUGGAUGCUCAACAAUACUGGGUUCAUGUGAACCUGAUUCAAGGCCACAAUAAAAACAUUUCCAUUGAUGAGGACAAAAGAGAAAUACAAUAUCGAAAUGUUAACAGAAAAAAUUCACAGACUUCUAAGACCUAUAAGAUGGGUGUCCUGGGAUACCCAGCUUUCCACUCAGGGAAACAUUACUGGGAAGUGGAUGUGUCUAGAAGUGAUUCCUGGCUCCUGGGAUUAAAUGAUGGAAAAUGUGCUCAACCCCAACUUCCUGCACCGAAUGAGAAGGGCAUCAAGGUCAAAUACAAUCCUGAUUAUAAACAAUACGUAAAUUUUCAGUCUAAAUAUGGCUCUGAAUAUGAUUAUGAUUUUGAUUACGGACAAUAUGACUAUCAGCCUAAAUAUAAAGUUAAAGAUGAUUCUGAUGUGAAACAGCAUGUAAAUUAUCAGCCUAAACAUGGCUACUGGGUUAUAGGGAUGAAGAAUGGGUCUGUAUAUAAUGCCUUUGCAGAGUGUUCUGUCACCCACAAUGCCAGUGUCCUGGUCCUCUCUCUGACUGGCCGUCCCCGUCGUGUUGGAGUUUUCCUGGACAGAGAAGCUUGUACUCUCUCAUUUUAUGAUGUUUCCAACCAUGGAGUUCUCAUCUAUAGAUUCUAUGAACCUUCCUUCCCCGAUGAAGUUUAUCCAUACUUUAAUCCUAUGGGAUCUUCAGAGCCAAUGACAGUAUGUGGGCCACCCUCCUAAACCCUCACCCAUAACUGCACAGUGCCCCAUGUCUGAUGUAUCUCAUAUGCCUGAGCUCCCUGGCAUCAUUAUAACUGUUUCUGCCUUUGCUCUUUCCUUUUAAUAAACUUCAGGUCUCAAUACAAACCAGCAUGGAUUCUUUUCCUUGAUCCAGUUGCUUGUCUGGUUACAAGGCAAUAAUUCAUCAUUUCCCAUAUUCCCAAAGAAAGUGACUCUUUCCUCAUUAGGUGAGGUGAAGCCUCUGCUAACCCCACUUCCUGUUUUGUGGUGCCACAGAGGGAAGGCAGGGCCUUGUGCAUGCUGAGGAGGUGCUCUACCACUGAGCCACUCGUCCCAGCUCUGCCAUGUCUGCACAAGCCCACUCCUUCUGCCCCGACAACGGAUGAAAGAAAGUUCUUCUCCAGCUUGUCUACUAGUUUUGAAAAUUAUAUGCAGGAGUCUCUAGCCUAGGAAUGAGCCCUUAGUGGUAUGUCGGGUUAACCACAAUGUGCUUCAUCCAAACUUAAGAAGGAAACAUCUGCAAUGGUACCCACUAAGACUGCGUGUUCAGAGUACCAGGUUCUAUUCCUGCCACUCCACACAGCACUGUAACCCUCACUAACAUCCUCAAAGGCGUAUCUUUAUUUUAUUUUUUGUUUACACUUUCGAUACAAAUAGUACACCUACACUGUAGGUUAGUGUAAGAAAAUAAAUGUGUGGUCUGUUAGAAGACUGAGAGUAAAAGCAAUCCUGAGGACAGUUCAAUCACUCCAAUCCACCUGGGAGAAGGAGGCAGCCAAUCCUCCAGAUUGUCUUCUACCUCCACACACAUGCUGCAGUACACACUGAUGCAACAUGAAUGAUGUAAGUUUUAAAUAGAGAAUAAAUUCACUAAAAAUAAAGCAUCCACUUCACACUCAGUAAAUGGUUGUUAUGUUAAUAUGGGAGGAAGAGGUGCUCUACUGGGUUUCCAUGCUACAGUGGCCCACUGGGCAGGGCUCAGGGGAUGACUAAUGUUUGACUUUCCUUAUGUCUUGCCGUUAGGUUCUGGGAACUGCCAUCAAAUCUACUCUAAUAUUAUGUACAUAUCUAUAAACAUGUUUUUUUGCAGAAAAGAACUGUUUUCCAUUGUAUAGUAAUAUAAGAUGCUAAAAGUAAAUGAAUUCAGAAUAGAAUAUCAAAGAAAGUUAAAAAAAAAUUUUUUUGGUUUUUGUGAAAUUCCAAUUCCAACAGGUCCGUGGAGCGUGCCUGUACCCCAAAAUCUCUCAGGGAUUUACAGUAGGAGUCCAGCUGGCAUUCCUAACUCAGGUGGAAAAACCUGGAUCCCCUUCAUAGAGACAUGAGGUCAUAUCAUUUUUAAAGUCAGCAAUUCUUUUCCUCCCUGACAGAAAGUUUGUGCCAACAUGUUAUUUUCUUGGCUGCCUGCCAGCUGAUAGACUAAGGGACCUGCCACCUCUGCUGCUGCCACAUUCCUGUUCCCUCCCAGCACUUCCCCUGAAUGAGGGGGGACUCUUUGGUAUUUGAACUGCUAACCCCUGCUUGCCCUCAAUCCAACUGGUGAAUGCAAAUUAAGUGAACAAUUCCUCCUCUGUAUGCAAAUUAGGUGUAUUUUGUUUAUUCUUUGGCUCUAAGCUACAUGUUAACUAUCCUGUUAGCCCAAUAAACAGGCUGCCUUGUAUGCACACUUCCUAGCUGUUCUUUGCUCAUACAUAAAGCCAUCCUACAACCUAGCCUAAGUUCUUCCCUGGGUCCUAAGACUGCCCAUGCACUAUGGAGUCUUGAGGUCAGGGGACAGAUAACAAGUUUUCCAAUUUGUUUUUGAGAGAGUAAGUGUUGUGGUACUAUUUAGUUCUUAUCAAGUAUGUUAAAUCCUAUGGUUUUCCCUCUUACACUGAAUGAUAGUGAUGACAAUGAUAGCAGUAA